This is a messenger RNA of Dichotomopilus funicola, 1035 nucleotides long. Its product is annotated as Pex19 protein family-domain-containing protein. Gene Ontology annotation, biological process: protein import into peroxisome membrane. Lineage: Eukaryota; Fungi; Ascomycota; Sordariomycetes; Sordariales; Chaetomiaceae. The record is from RefSeq and is a predicted model, not a curated record. The coding region runs from base 1 to 1035 and encodes 344 amino acids. The transcript is spliced from 4 exons. Gene Ontology annotation, cellular component: peroxisome; peroxisomal membrane.
AUGUCUUCAGCCACUGAGAACACGGCCACCGUCCCACAGGAAAAGGAGAACUCAACACCACCAGCAAAGAUCGAACAGCCCCCCGCAGCAACGGUAGACGAUGCGGACAGCCUGGACGAUGUCCCCGACCCGGACGAGGAUGAUCUCGAUGAUCUCGACGAUAUGCUGGACGAUUUCUCAGCGGUGAACAUACAGGCGCCGGCGUCACGGGUUCCUCCGCCACCAACGAACCCACCCACGACUGCGGGUGCGGGUGCAGGCGCGCCCUCAGAUGCUCCCACGGAAGAGGGCGCUUUUUCCGAGGAGGAAUUCGCGAAGCAGCUUCAGGCUGGUAUGGCCGAUCUCCUUGGAGAGUUAGAUAGUUCGCCGGAUAUGCACGCCCAGUUUGAAACAAUAUUCAAGGAGCUCGGCGCCGCGGCAUCAACAAACACAAACCAACCCACGCCUCCCAUUCCACCCACAGGCGGUGCUAGCUCCUCCGCGCCCUCAGGUUCCGCCGUACCCAACCCCGCCGACGAAUCCUUUCAAGAAACGAUCCGCCGCACGAUGGAACGCAUGCAGACGUCCGGCGACCAAGCAACGGCCGCAGCCGCCGCGGAAGGGUCAGACGACUUCUUGGCCGAGCUGCUCAAACAAAUGCAGAGCGGCGGGGCCGGACUUGAUGGCGAAGGGAAUGAGGAGGAUUUCUCCAAGAUGCUGAUGGGCAUGAUGGAGCAGCUCACUAACAAGGAGAUUCUGUAUGAGCCGAUGAAGGAACUUGACGAUAAGUUUCCUGCAUGGAUGGAGAAGAACCGGGCGACAACACCGGCGGACGACUUAAAAAAGUACGAGGAGCAGCAAACCCUAGUGAGAGAGAUUGUGGGCAAGUUUGAGGAGGCUGGGUAUUCGGACUCGAAUGCCGCGGACAGGGAAUACAUUGUCGACCGGAUGCAAAAGAUGCAAGCUUCCGGGUCACCACCAUCUGACCUUGUUGGAGACAUGCCUUCGGCCCAGGACGUGCUUAACAUGCCAGAUGAGUCCUGUAAUCCACAAUAG